AUGAAUUUAGAGAAAAAGAAUUAUUUAAUCUUGCAUUCUAACAGGAAUUCUAAAUGGAAGGAUAGAUUAAUAUGUCUAAAAGUUUAAAGGAAGAGAUUUGAAAUUUAAUUUUUGGUGCACAAAUAGGAAGUAAGUUGUGAGGAGAAAACUAUAAUAAUAAAAGUGAUUAUUUUUAGAUGGCUAUCUCAAAUUAGAAAAAAAAAAUACAAAGAAAUUAUUGAUGUGAUUAUAGUUUAACAAAUUAUAAGGUUUUAAGCCAUUUAAAAAAUGCGAAAGAGAAAUUUAAACAUAAAACUCAAAAGUGUUUGAAGGAGAGGUUUAGUUAGAACGGAUGCAAAGAAUUAGUAAUAAAUUAUAAACUAUUGGUGAUUUGUUUAAGUAAAAUAAUGAGAUAACAUAUUAAAAUAGUUAUGUUAUUUAAUUGAGAUUAUGUUAUUGGAAAUAGAUCAUUCAAUAUUUGAAGAGUAAAUAGUG
Messenger RNA from Paramecium sonneborni, 474 nucleotides. The record is from the annotation of a GenBank genome assembly. NCBI's taxonomy places the organism in Eukaryota, Ciliophora, Oligohymenophorea, Peniculida, Parameciidae.